GCGUCACACAGUAAUUCAUCCCCUCAGUAUUUAGGUUCCAGUAGCAGCUGGCACAAAGAUGCGACUUGUCAUCUGGAUCUGUGAUUGACUGCACCUACGAGACCGUAUGAGAGGAGCUGAGCUGUGGAUCAGUGAAGUAACUGGAUUUACACAAGGUCAAACAUGUCAGCUGGUGAGGCCUUCGUCACCCUGGCAACCACAGACUCCUACUGCAUGGGUGCCACAGUGGUGGCCAGGAGUUUACGGCGGCAUGGGACAACUCGCAGCAUCGUCGUCAUGGUCACGCCAAACGUCUCACAACAGUCAAGGCUUGCCCUUGAGAGCGUGUUUGAUGAGGUCAUCAUCGUGGAUGUGAUGGACAGUGAGGACCACCUCCAUCUGUCUCUGCUGGGACGUCCCGAGCUCGGCAUUACUUUCACCAAGAUCCACUGCUGGACCCUGACACAGUACAGCAAGUGUGUCUUUCUAGAUGCUGAUACACUUGUUCUGUGUAACGUGGAUGAGCUGUUCGAGAGAGACGAGCUAUCGGCGGCUCCUGAUCCCGGCUGGCCGGACUGCUUCAACUCGGGCGUCCUUGUCCUCAGACCGUCCCUCCACACCCACACCAGGCUCAUGGAUCAUGCCCUGCAGCAUGGCAGCUUUGAUGGAGGGGAUCAGGGCCUGUUGAACUCCUUCUUCAGUGGCUGGCCAGUGGAAGACAUCAGUAAACACUUACCGUUUGUGUACAACCUCAGCGCCAGCUCCAUCUACAGCUACCUCCCUGCUUUCCAGCAGUUUGGCCAUAAUGCAAAGAUUGUCCAUUUCCUGGGACCAGUGAAACCCUGGAGUUCCAGCAGCCAGAGGGAUGAUGACCACUCACACGCCAUGGAGCAGUUUGUGACUCUUUGGUGGAAGGAAUACCUCAGUCACACAACACCAUCUACACCAGGGAAACAGCCCAGUCAAGACUGGGAGAAACCACAGCAGAUCCGAGAACCCGAAGCCAAGAUGCCGUUUAAAGAAAACCUGGACAGCUCCGAGUCACUGCUCGCACAUUUUUCACCCCCGACUGCACUGUCUGAAUCAAAGAUGUCUUUCCACACAGAUGAUGCAGAAUUUGAGGAAGAGAGAUCACAUGAGAGAACAGAGAUCCAGGGCUCAGCUUUGGGUGCAGUGGGGUUGGAGGGCAGCCAUGGACCUGCAGACUCUUGGACACAUCCUAGGGCUGCAGACAGAGAGAGUGAGCAGCUGGAGCAUCGCAGGCUGUGGGAGGCUGGACAGGCCGACUACCUGGGUAGAGACGCCUUCGAAAACAUCCAGAGGAAGCUGGACCGCUUCCUGGACUAGAAGACCGCAUAUAAGAACACCCCUGUGCACCACUCCGGACUAUCUUCAUGAGGACUGAACCCAACAUGUGACUGCACCAAAUUCCACUGAUAUUUUGUGCCACUGUCAAUAAACUAGAAUUCACUACUGA
This is a messenger RNA of Seriola dumerili (greater amberjack), 1456 nucleotides long. RefSeq names its product glycogenin 2 (gene gyg2). Gene Ontology annotation, cellular component: cytoplasm. The coding region runs from base 163 to 1326 and encodes 387 amino acids. Lineage: Eukaryota; Metazoa; Chordata; Actinopteri; Carangiformes; Carangidae. The record is from RefSeq and is a predicted model, not a curated record. The transcript is spliced from 9 exons. Gene Ontology annotation, molecular function: glycosyltransferase activity.